AUGGGUAUUAGAAAGAAUACUUAUUUCCGUAUAGAUAAACCGAUUGUGUCCCAACUAAAUGAUGAGAUAAGUUAUUGGCGUAAUGUUUUACACAGAUUAGCGACAAUUAUUCAAUCAUUAUCUUCGCGUGGAUUAUCUUUUCGAGGAUAUGAUGAAAAUAUUGAAUCAAUUUACAAUAGUAACAUUUUAAUGGUCGCAGAACUUUUAGCGAAAUUUGAUCCAUUCAUGUCUCAACACAUCGCAAAAUACGGUAGCAAGGAUACUGGAUCUACUUCAUACGUGUCUUCUACAAUUUAUGAGAAAGUUAAACAACAUAUGGCUAAUAAAUUAUCUGUUAUUUUAUGCUAUGUUCAUCAAAGUGUCCCAGUUGAACACUUUUUAACUUUUAUUUCCGGGUGUAAUCAUAAAUCUCAACAGCUAUGUGAAGUUACUUGUAAUACUUUAAGACAUUUCAAAAUCCCUAUUGAAGACUGCAGGGGCCAAUCGUAUGCGCUAUCAAAAAUAGAAAAAGAUGUAACUGAAACACCAGAAACUCGAAGUGAAGCAGGUGGAUUGCGUCAUCAAUUUGAAUACUUGGAAACUCACGUUAUUGCAAUUUCUUGGGGAUUAUUACUAAGUAGACUAAAUGCUGUAAAUAAAAAACUAUAA
Molecule: messenger RNA, 648 nt
Organism: Sipha flava (yellow sugarcane aphid)
Lineage: Eukaryota; Metazoa; Arthropoda; Insecta; Hemiptera; Aphididae
Exons: 3
Coding region: 1-648 (215 amino acids)
Source: RefSeq, a predicted model, not a curated record